AUUGUCAGUUAUCAACGCAGCCAGUCAGUCGAGUGUGUGUGUUUUCUUAAUUUCCCUACAAUAAUAAUUUUUUGGUUUAGAAAUUCCAAGAUAUUUCAAUAAAUUAAUAUAAUAAAAUUCGAAAUAAAAAUUACUUUAGACAUAAUACUAAACAAAUACAUUGCUUAAGUAAACGUGCUAAAGAAAAUCGCAAAACGAAGGUGCUUUUCCUUGUGACGACAUUGACACAUUAUUAAUCAUCAUCAGACGAAACAUUGUUGGUGUUCCUAAUUCAAUUACAUACAAAAACACACACUUAUGUGGAGCAGCUAAAAUACGAAAACGAAAACAAAAUUAUACAGAGGAAGAUAACUAAAAAAUAAAAGAUAUAGUAAAGAAAAUAUAAAGAAAAAGAGUGACCAUACAUAAUAUAUAACAAAAUAAUAAUUAUUUCGUCAUUGCUAUUUUCGUCAAUUGAAUUCAAGAAAGAAAUAAUAACAAACACAACAAUUCAAAACACAUUGAGAGUUCAAAAGACUGAGCGAGAAGAGUGGUGGGAUUUUGAUUACGUGCCGCAGAAGAAUAAAUAACAUUAUAUUAUUCAACAAACAUAAUAAUAAAAAAAUAGUAAUUUGCAAUAUUACAUCAAAACACAACGUAGUAAAAUUUUUACAAACUAUUCAACCAUGGCCCAGGCAACAGCAACAACAACUACCGCUGCGUCUGUUGAGGAGGUGUCAUCAUCACCAUUGGCUGGUUUCGAUAUGGACGAUAUAAAACAUUGUUUUGAAAAUUUAAUAGUUAUUGAUGCAGGCGCAAAUCUUACCAACAAAAAAUAUAGUCGUGACCUGGACUCGGUCAUACAAAGAGCUAAAGAUGCCGGUGUCCAAAAACUGAUGGUACCCGGCACUUCAGUGAAAUCAAGCAAGGAAGCCCUUCGUCUCUCCCGCAUUUAUCCCGAUUUUAUUUACUCGACUGCUGGCAUUCAUCCACACGAUUCUAAAUCAAUCAUCGAAGAUCCUAGUAGUUGGUUUGAAUUUCAAGAAAUUGCCGCCUCCCAAGAGUGCGUAGCAAUUGGCCCCUGUGGCUUAGAUUAUCAACGUGACUUUUCCGAUCCGGAGUCUCAAAAGGAAAUUUUUGAAAAACAACUACUAUUGGCAUGUAAUUUGGGCAAAUCGAUUCUAAUACACGAACGUUCAGCUCAACAAGAUGUCCUCGAUAUACUAGACAAAUUCGAGAAUUUGCCUCCGGUGAUUAUUAGAAGUUUUAUGGGCACUGCUGAAGAAGCCAUCAAGUAUUUGGACAGAAGGUUCUAUAUAAGUUUAACUGGUUAUUUAUGCAAGGACAAAUCAGAUACAGGCGUACGCCGCUUGCUUGACAAUGGAACCUUACCUUUAGAUCGUUUAUUGGUGGAAACCGAUUCACCAUUUAUGUAUCCCAAUACAAGAGCUUCAAAGCUGCCGCAACACGUUAAGACUGGCAUCACAGAACGUUCUCUAUUGUACUUACACAGAUAUUGUACAUUUCAACGCAAUGAACCCUGCAGUUUACCCGCCAUAGUGGAAAUGAUAGCUGCCUUUAUGAAAAAGACUCCCGAUGAAGUAGCUCUGGCUACUGCCUUUAAUGCUUUAAAACUCUUUGGUCUUUCUUAAAUUCGUUUUGGCAGCCUUGAAGUUCAUGAAAGUGGUAUAAAGUGAAGGUGAUGCUAAGUUUUUUCUUUCUUUAUAGUUUUUUUUAUUAAAUAAGUGCCAAAAACACACACACAUACUACAUAACGACAAAAACACUUUUACACUAAUUAACACUAUUCAAUGUUUUUUGUUUUUAAAUUUGCUUAGCAAAAAAACAAAACGCAAUACGAUUUAAAAUCUUUAAACAAAAAAAAAACAAAAACAAAUAAAAAAAAAUCGAGACUAAACAAGUGCCUUAAAAACAGUGAAAAUCAAACAAAAUAAUUUACAGCAACAACUACCACUUUAAAAUAAUGGAAUUUUAAACUUAAAGUUUGAACUUCAAAGAAAACUAAACAAACAAACAAA
Messenger RNA from Calliphora vicina (urban bluebottle blowfly), 2018 nucleotides. Its product is annotated as 3'-5' ssDNA/RNA exonuclease TatD. The transcript is spliced from 5 exons. The record is from RefSeq and is a predicted model, not a curated record. Gene Ontology annotation, cellular component: cytosol. Bases 666 to 1631 code for a protein of 321 amino acids. Gene Ontology annotation, molecular function: single-stranded DNA 3'-5' DNA exonuclease activity. NCBI's taxonomy places the organism in Eukaryota, Metazoa, Arthropoda, Insecta, Diptera, Calliphoridae.